AGUGAAGGAGGCGGAGCCAGACCUGCAGACGCCGGACAGCGGCAGGGCCGCCGGGGCCUGCAAGAUGGCGGUUCUGGCACCUCUCAUUGCUCUCAUCUAUUCCGUGCCGCGGCUUUCACGAUGGCUGGCUCGUCCUUACUGCCUUCUGUCUGCCCUGCUCUCUGCUGCCUUCCUUCUCGUGAGGAAGCUACCGCCGCUGUGCAACGGUCUCCCUACCCAACGCGAAGAUGGCAACCCGUGUGACUUUGACUGGAGAGAAGUAGAGAUCCUGAUGUUUCUCAGUGCCAUUGUGAUGAUGAAGAAUAGAAGAUCCAUCACUGUGGAGCAACAUGUAGGCAACAUCUUCAUGUUUAGUAAAGUGGCAAAUGCAAUUCUUUUCUUCCGCCUGGAUAUUCGAAUGGGACUUCUUUACAUCACACUCUGCAUAGUGUUUCUGAUGACCUGCAAACCUCCUCUGUAUAUGGGCCCUGAGUACAUCAAAUACUUCAGUGAUAAAACCAUCGAUGAAGAACUGGAGCGGGACAAGAAGGUCACUUGGAUUGUGGAGUUCUUUGCCAAUUGGUCUACUGAUUGCCAGUCAUUUGCUCCCAUCUACGCUGACCUCUCCCUCAAGUACAAUUGCACAGGCCUAAAUUUUGGGAAAGUGGAUGUCGGACGCUACACUGAUGUUAGUACACGGUAUAGAGUGAGCAUAUCACCCCUCACUAAACAACUCCCCACCCUGAUCCUGUUCCAAGGUGGCAAGGAGGUAAUGCGGCGGCCACAGAUUGACAAGAAAGGACGAGCUGUCUCUUGGACCUUCUCUGAGGAGAAUGUGAUUCGUGAAUUUAACUUGAAUGAGCUCUACCAUCGAGCCAAGAAGCUAUCAAAGGGUGGAGACCAGGUCCCCGAGGAGGAGGAGCCCAAGGCCUCCACUCCUACCACAGUGCCAUGUAGAGAAAGCAAGAAGGACAAGUAGGAUCUCUUCAAUGGCUUUGCAUCUUCUGUCAAUUCCUGGCACCUUGGAGGCUGAGCUCCUGUGGUACACAACUCUUGACCUAAGGCCACAGCCUUUUAUUUGUUUCUCUUGUUUGGCUGUUCUUGGGUCGGGCAGGUACUGUUUCUGAUUUUAAAGAGGCUGAUGGGGGAACUUGUUGAGGACCCUACUGGAAGGCCUGCCCACCUUGCCAAGACUUUGAGAUCUCAUGGAGAAGGAAAUGGGUUCCCACUAAGUUAGGUCAGUGUGUAAAAGCUACCCACCCCUCAGGAUAUCACCAGUCUGUGGUUUCAUUGUUUUCUCCUAGUGGACCUGCUCAGCCAAGGCUAGACUAAACCCUAAUGCUAGGUGGCCAGAAUAUAGAACACUAAGCACCCUUGCUUUCCUUAGGCCUUUGUGGCUUGCUCUGUGGCAUUAAAAAUAUUUAAGCCUAAAUUUGUCAGUAAUCCCAAGAAGAAACCUUUAACCACAGAGUUUUCAUCUUUGAAAAUAGUAUUGAUCAAGCCCUCUGUUAGGAGGGGGUUCAGAGGAAGGGGAAUUUUGCAUAAUAAAGAAAGUGGGAUUGUC
Molecule: messenger RNA, 1543 nt
Organism: Dipodomys spectabilis (banner-tailed kangaroo rat)
Lineage: Eukaryota; Metazoa; Chordata; Mammalia; Rodentia; Heteromyidae
Gene: Tmx2
Product: thioredoxin related transmembrane protein 2
Exons: 8
Coding region: 65-958 (297 amino acids)
Biological process (GO): brain development
Cellular component (GO): membrane-bounded organelle
Molecular function (GO): disulfide oxidoreductase activity
Source: RefSeq, a predicted model, not a curated record